This is a messenger RNA of Podarcis muralis (Common wall lizard), 5636 nucleotides long. RefSeq names its product ephrin A5 (gene EFNA5). Gene Ontology annotation, cellular component: plasma membrane; external side of plasma membrane. The record is from RefSeq and is a predicted model, not a curated record. Gene Ontology annotation, biological process: regulation of actin cytoskeleton organization; ephrin receptor signaling pathway; axon guidance. Gene Ontology annotation, molecular function: ephrin receptor binding. Lineage: Eukaryota; Metazoa; Chordata; Lepidosauria; Squamata; Lacertidae.
CCGACUCCUGCGCGGCAUUCCGCCCCCUCCGCCCCGCAGUCCGGUCUGGGUCUUGUGGAUUCCUCUCGCUUGUUGGUCGUCCGUCACCCAGGAAGCGGGGGGGAAGAGAGACGGGAAGGCGAGCGAGGCGCCUCAACUCCCCAACUCCAGCGAGCGAGAGGCGCCUCAGAAGUGGACUUCUCCUCACUCCUCUUCAUUCUCCCCCCCCCCACCGCCCCGUUUCCUCCGAGGAUUUCCUGCCCGCUUCUCCUCAGCCGGCCUCGGAGCGAUCCCUUCAGAGCCCCUCGCGCCAAAAGGCGGGAAGAAGGAGGAGGAGGAGAAGAAAGGCGCCUCAGAGAGAGAGAGAGGAGAGAGGGAAAGAAGCGCGAGGGCGGGCGAAAGGAAACCCCUCCGGCCAAAGGAGGCUUGGCCCGCGGGGCCGCCCAUCGUGGGCGCUGGACGGGGGCCGGGCCGGUGCAUGUCUCGCCCAGGACUCGCCGCCUUGAAGGAGCUCCUGCCGCCGCCUCAGCCUCCGUCUGCUGCUGCUGCUGCUGCUGCCCAGUUCCCCCGGCCGGGGCGCGCAGACUCCCUGAGGAUCCUUCCGCGGCGCAGGCUUUCCCCCCCGCGGGGGAAUCUCCUGGCGGCCCCUCGCCCUUCUCUUUGUGUGUGUUUUUUUGGUGUCUUGUGACUCCGGUGUGGCUUUGUCUCCUUCCUCCCUCGUUCUCUCCUCCUUGUCGCCGUCUGUCUUUUGAGAAAGGAGCGCCUUGCCUGCCUCCUUCGCCCCUCUCUCUUUCUCCCCACCCCCCGAUUCCCCCCUUGUGCUGCUGCUGCCGCCGUGUCUGUGUGUCUCGUUGGCCGGGAGUGAUGUUGCACGUGGAGAUGUUGACGCUGCUCUUUCUGGUGCUCUGGAUGUGCGUCUUCUGCCAGGAUCCCAGCUCCAAGACGGUGGCCGACCGCUACGCCGUCUACUGGAACAGCACCAACCCCAGAUUCCAGCGGGGUGACUACCAUAUUGAUGUCUGCAUCAAUGACUAUUUGGAUGUAUUCUGUCCUCAUUAUGAAGAUUCAGUGUCAGAAGAUAAGACUGAACGCUACAUCCUUUACAUGGUGAACUUUGAUGGCUACAGUUCCUGUGAUCACACUUCCAAAGGAUUCAAGAGGUGGGAGUGCAAUCGGCCUCACUCUCCGAAUGGACCAUUGAAGUUCUCAGAAAAAUUUCAACUCUUCACUCCCUUCUCAUUAGGAUUUGAGUUCAGGCCAGGCCGGGAAUAUUUCUACAUCUCAUCUGCAAUCCCUGAUAAUGGGAGGAGGUCCUGUCUAAAGCUAAAAGUCUUUGUACGGCCUGCAAACAACUGUAUGAAAACUAUAGGUGUUCAUGACCGUGUUUUCGAUGUUAACGACAAAGUAGAAAAUUCAUUAGAACCAGCAGAUGAUACCGUACAUGAGUCUGCUGAGCCGUCCCGUGGUGAGAACGCAGCACAGAGACCGAGGAUAUCCAGUCGGCUUUUGGCAACCCUCCUGUUCCUCCUGGCAAUGCUUUUGACGUUAUAGCACAUAUUAUAGUAAUCUGUCACAGACAACAUCAGGGUCUUGGAACAUCAAAGAUCCGCUUAAUUGCUCAUCCCAAGAACGGGACAUUAUAUUGGUUUUGCUGAUGUUGGUUUGUUUCCCUUCCCCAAUCUCCUCCCCUUCUUCCUCUGCAACCUGAACUGUGAGCAAAAAUUGAAGAGGCAUAACUAGCCCUCUUGCCACUCCCGAUCUUCCCCGUGGCUUUCCUUGACCCCUUCUAAAAUAAAAGGACUCCAAAUGAAAAUGCCAAAUUUCAAUAUUGACACUAGUGAUUCUUACGUUCUCUGCAGCCUCUCUUAAGAUACCGCCUCGGUUAGCUCUCUGGGCCCACCUGUAUGUGGAGAAGGAAGAAUAGUAGCAGGUGCAGUCAUUUGGAAGAUAAGGAACUUGUUUGGAAAACCAAGAGGAGUCUUUAUUCACUCCGAUACAAUAUUUAUGUCUCCUCGUUGAGCGCUGUAAGACGAUCAUGCAAGGCACUGUAUCACCAUGUCAGGACUGGAGGGGAGAUACUGAGAACAGAUAUAGCGUAACGCCAUUCCCUCCAGGAAUUUAUCAAUGAACAGGCUUUUCUUAGGGAAAGAGAUACUGUUUUGUAUGCAACUGCCUUGAAAGAUCAUUCACAGUAGAACUUAUGCUCCACAACAGACACUCUUGUCAUCAGGGGAGAAGAAAGUGGCUACUGAGGAAUGCUAGCACACAAGCAAGGUCAGAUAGAGGAAGCUUUGCUGGGGUGUGAGUGCCUCUGGUAUCUCUCUAAGUGGAUAGUGCACACCAGAUUAUUUUUCUUUUGAAACAGAUCACCAUGGUGCUACAAUAUUUUUUCUUCAAAUGCAAAGAGGCAUUUUCUGUUCCUUUUUCUUCUUCUUUGUGUGAAUAAAGUGACCUUUCCCAAGGCUGAUUUACUAGCCGGUAGCCUUCGAUACCACUCUUUAAGCGAUGAUACAUGCUAGGAUGAUAGCAGCACCGGGUGGAGAAAACAUGGUCAGAGAUGCAAAAUCUCCAGGGUGCUCAUGAUUUGCCUCCCUUUGAAAGUUUGGCAACCACUGGAGUAAACUCCUGCCAGAAAGGGACCAGGAGGGCUGUGGGUUAGGGAGAAUGAAAAGGUUAGGAAGAGCGUGUUGAACUCUGGAGUGAACGUUGAGGCAUUGGUUUUGUAGCUCUCUUCCUUUCCAACACAGUUGAAAAGUGGAAGAAAUACCUUUAUCAGCAGGAGGAUACGUAGGUGGACUCCCAAAGACCUUGAACUAAAUAUUUUUUUGAAAACCCACUAGAAUAGAAAAUGCAUUAUUUAGAUAUACCAAGUAAUUAUAUAUGCUUGUCCUAUUUAAAGAUGAUAAAAGUGGUCAGAGGAUUAUGGGGUGCUGUCUUGUUUGGUUGGAAUCAGGGCUGAACCCUUAGGCACCUGAAAACUACUUUGUUAGGGACUAAUAAAAACCAUUUACCAGGAAAUGCCUUCCUUGUGGGUUUCCAUUGGCUUAGGCAGGCGUUGACUUGCAGGAGAUUGAGUAGACAUCAUGGAAGUGAUUGUUUUGGAAAGUUGACUUUUACCGCAAACUCUUGAGAACAAAGCCUUACAAGAAUGCGCUAGAUUCCGCAGGACAACAAAAAGUGUAAUUUAAUACUAAAUCAUGAUGCAAAUGGACAGCAUUUUGUGAAUGUUUUUUGUUUGUUUGUUUGUUUAAGAGAGGAAAGCAGGAUGUGUUUUUUUUUAAAGAAAAAAGUUGAAGGGUUUCACGAUCCAAAAAUAGCAGAAAGUAAAUUUAGAGCACUCUGGGGCUUGCCUGAUACCAUACAGUAUGGGCUGUGUUUGAAAGCACAGAGACAUCUAAUACCGCACACUAACAGCCUAUGUGGAGAGAUGGCACUGUCCUUACAUUAAAUGAAUCUUCUCUCUUCAGUAUAAUGCACUUGGUGCACAUAUAUCUCAGAAAUGGCAGUGCACAGGUAGCUAGCAAGUAAUGACCUUGGAGAUAGUGAAAAAAGUCAUGGCUGUGGAGCACACCGGAUAAUGUCCCUGAGAUGGUUCCAUGCCAAUUGCAAACAUGAGUAGUACUGAUUUGAUGUCCUAACGAUGACUGUAGCUGUUUUCCAUAAUUCAUCUAUAAAUAAUGAAAAUCUGGACUCACUUCUGUCUCGAGAGCACGCUUCUUUUUAGCAACACGAAGUUUUCACCACAGUGAAUUCAGCCCUUUGCUUUGCCACAGUGCACUGCUAACCUAACAAAUAAAGGCGGCACUGCCUUACAGCAAAAGUCGCUGACAACUGCUCAACAUCCAGCGCAAUCCUUGUGGGCAGUCAUUUUGCAGGACCGCUGCUUUGGAUACUUAAUGGCAUCAGGCAAUCUCAAUCAUGCCAAACGAGCAACGUCUAAAGGUUUUUUGAAUCUCUCUGGUGUGUGUAUGCGUGUCGUUUCGACAUCUUGAAAAAGAUGCCAGUGUGGAAGUUUACAGCAGCCUUUGUCCCCCGGCGUGAAGUCCGAAGAGCCAAAUUCCGCUACGGCAGCCCCUGAGCCCAGGCAAGUGUGCCCUAUGCCACCCCCCCCCCAGUUUGCCCGAGGGCUUUGCAAAGGGUAGCGGGGAAAUAAGGAUUGAUCUGUUUGGUGGAUACUGUGUAUCCUUUAAUAGACGACAAGGUAACAUUUCGUGUUAGUUUAGAAAUAAUUGUUUUGUACUGUACUUUCUUGGAUGGCAAAGGAAAGACGAGUUAAAACAAACAAAAUGCUUUGUUCUUUAAAUUCUGUAUUAUUAGCAGCCUCUGUUGUAUAUAGUGUUUGAUAAUAAAGUAUUAAUUUGAUUCUUAUGUCUUUUGUAAGUGAGAAAAUAAAUAGACUUUCAUGAUAUUAAAAAUUAAAUAAAAGAAACGCACCCCCACUGAUCAUAUGACAGAAGCAUUCACUGUGGCGACUGAGAACCAAAUGGCAAGUAGUCGCAACAAGUCACCAUUCAGAACUCACCCAUGAAACCCAUGCACCCAGACGCUCAAGAUUUCACGAUGUCAAGACUUGGAGCCGUGCGACAUUUGAUGCUCGAUAUUUUGUCCUCAGUGUUAAUGUCCUGACGUUGGAGCCCUGUGAUGUUUAGGCUUAACCUUCCCCUUUGGGGUUGAGUUAGCAUGUUGGUUCUCAAUGGCUUUGGGAUUCUUAUUCUUAUUUCUUGCGAGGAUGGUUUUCCUUCUGAUUCUUUGUCUUUUAAAAAAAAUUCUGUUCAUGGAUGGUUUGUUUCAAAAGGGGCCUUGCCAGCAUCACAUGUGAUGUUUUACAGUGACUGGAGUGCCCUCACACCAAAAAAAUAAAGCCAACAAAUUUGAGAGGGGCCAUAUGUAAAUAAUUUUCUUUCCUGUAUAACCACUGCUGAGGGAAAGAAACAGUAGCUGUUGAGGGGAUGUGUUUGGUUGUUUGUUUUUUGUUUUUUUUUAAAAAAACUGAUAUUUAUCAAUUGCUUUAUCAAAGCAGCGGCUGUGUCAGUUUUGAAAAAUAUGGAACUCAUUCAUACUGCUGUCAGAUUAUGUGUAUUCAUCAGUCUUACUUCCCAAAUGCCCUGCAUCAGAUGUGUUCUUUUCCCUCCCCAUUCCGUAACCCUGGCAAGUUUCUUUUUUUAUAUAUAUCUCCCCCCACCCACCCUGUUUAAAAUUUGGAGCAGUGAAUGGGCAGAUCUGUUUCUGAUUUGGCAUUACCAAGUUUUUCCCAUGCAUUCACCCCUGAGUUUUUCAGAUGUGAGACAAAUCUCCCUACAAUAGACUCGCUGCCAUUGUCUGUACAGUUUAAUAGAUGCUGGCAUGUUGGAGGUUACCCAUGAGUCUACAAAAUCCGCUUUCCAUACUUACUCUUGACACCCUAUUGAAGCCACUCAUUGUGUGUCCUUCUGGGUAUGAAAGUCCAGCUCAGUGUGGUCCUGUGCUUGUACUGCCCUGCUUUUGCAGUUUCUUUGCACUUAAUUCAUUGAGUGCUGUUCUUGAAAUGCUUACACUAUAUGAACUUAACAGAAAUUGUAAAAACGAAACAAACAAACCCAUAAGAUCUGUAUUUGUAUAUACACGUGUCCGUACAAUUAUAUCUGAAUAAAAAAAAUUAAAGAUUUUCAUCAUUUUAA